This is a messenger RNA of Truncatella angustata, 1059 nucleotides long. Its product is annotated as P-loop containing nucleoside triphosphate hydrolase protein. The transcript has 3 exons. Gene Ontology annotation, cellular component: nucleus; Rad17 RFC-like complex; Ctf18 RFC-like complex. Gene Ontology annotation, molecular function: DNA clamp loader activity; ATP hydrolysis activity; DNA binding. The record is from RefSeq and is a predicted model, not a curated record. Gene Ontology annotation, biological process: DNA repair; DNA-templated DNA replication. The coding region runs from base 1 to 1059 and encodes 352 amino acids. Lineage: Eukaryota; Fungi; Ascomycota; Sordariomycetes; Amphisphaeriales; Sporocadaceae.
AUGGCUCUCAUAGUCGACAAACACCGUCCGCGGUCUCUUGACCAGCUCACAUAUCACCCAGAGCUUUCCGAACGUCUACGGUCGCUGGCCCAAAGCGGUGACUUCCCACAUCUCCUCGUCUACGGACCCUCGGGUGCAGGCAAGAAGACUCGCAUCGUCGCAACUCUCAAGGAGCUCUACGGGCCAGGUGUCGAAAAGAUCAAGAUCGACGCCCGCGUUUUCCAGACCAGCAGCAACCGUAAACUCGAAUUCAACAUCGUGGCAUCCGUCUAUCACCUCGAGAUAACUCCUUCAGAUGUCGGCAACUACGAUCGUGUGGUCGUGCAAGAUCUGCUGAAAGAGGUAGCCCAGACCCAGCAAGUCGAUCAGAGUGCUCGCCAGAGGUUCAAGGUCGUCGUCAUCAACGAGGCGGAUCACCUGAGCAGGGAUGCGCAGGCCGCGCUCAGACGAACCAUGGAGAAGUACAGCCCGAACUUGAGGCUGAUCCUCCUGGCCAACAGCACUGCAAAUAUCAUUGCACCGAUCCGAAGUCGAACCUUACUAGUCCGCGUUGCAGCCCCAACGAUCGACGAGAUCAGCACAGUUUUGGCUUCCUCAGCAAAGAAGGAGGGCUGGCCAGUUGUUCAAGGCCUGCACAAGAGAAUUGCCGAAGAGAGUGGACGAAACUUGCGAAGGGCCCUCUUGAUGUACGAAGCAGUACACGCGCAAAACGAAAAAGUUACCGACACCACACCAAUACCGCCCCCCGAUUGGGAGGCACUCAUCAGCCAAAUCGCCAAGGAGAUCAUGGAGGAGCACUCGCCCGCACGUAUCUUGCAAGUCCGAGCUAAGCUGUAUGACCUGCUUACACACUGCAUACCGCCUACGACUAUCCUCAAAACCCUCACAUUCAAACUCAUCGCCCUGAUCGACGACGACUUGAAGUGGGAAGUAAUCAAGUGGUCUGCGUUCUACGAGCAUCGCAUAAAGAUAGGCACAAAGGUAAUCUUCCACCUCGAGGCCUUUGUCGCCAAAUUCAUGAGGAUAAUUGAGAUGUAUUUGAUGGAGAUGGACUUAUAA